Messenger RNA from Pungitius pungitius (ninespine stickleback), 3058 nucleotides. It is a transcript of the gene arrb1, whose product is annotated as arrestin, beta 1. Gene Ontology annotation, molecular function: G protein-coupled receptor binding. The record is from RefSeq and is a predicted model, not a curated record. Gene Ontology annotation, biological process: signal transduction; G protein-coupled receptor internalization; negative regulation of Notch signaling pathway. NCBI's taxonomy places the organism in Eukaryota, Metazoa, Chordata, Actinopteri, Perciformes, Gasterosteidae. The transcript is spliced from 16 exons. The coding region runs from base 220 to 1476 and encodes 418 amino acids.
AGGAGGAGGAGGAGGAGGGGGGGGCAGAGUGCUGGAAUCAGUCGCUUGUUCAGAUGGAGGUUUUUCCUCCUGCUGAGGAGAAUCUGACGGCAUGACGACGACUUCCUGAGCAAGAGAGAGAGAGACGUCCUCCGCUCAGUUUCCACGGUGACAGCUUCCCUCCUCUUCCUCCUCCUCCUCCAUCAUCUCUCCGUCUGUCGACUCGUCAGCGUCGUCAGGAUGGGAGAUAAAGGAACCAGAGUGUUUAAGAAAGCCAGUCCCAAUGGAAAGCUCACAGUAUAUCUGGGAAAGAGAGACUUUGUGGACCACGUGGACCUGGUGGAGCCAGUUGACGGCGUCGUCCUGAUUGACCCAGAGUACCUGAAGGAGAGGAAAGUGUUUGUCACUCUGACCUGUGCCUUCCGAUACGGACGAGAAGACCUGGAUGUCCUCGGACUGACCUUCCGCAAAGACCUUUUUGUGGCCAACGUACAGGCCUUUCCUCCCCCGGCGGAAGAGAAGAAGAGUUUGACUCGUCUUCAGGAGCGGCUGAUCAAGAAACUGGGAGAACAAGCCCACCCGUUCACCUUUGAGAUCCCUUUGAACCUGCCAUGCUCCGUAACCCUACAGCCGGGCCCCGAGGACACGGGGAAGGCCUGUGGAGUCGACUUUGAGGUGAAAGCUUUCUGUGCCGAAAACGUUGAAGAGAAGAUCCACAAAAGGAACUCAGUGCGUCUGGUCAUUCGAAAGGUUCAGUACGCUCCGGAGAAGGCCGGCCCUCAGCCGACGGCAGAAACAACCAGACAGUUUCUGAUGUCCGAUAAACCUCUGCACCUGGAGGCCUCUCUGGACAAAGAGAUUUACUACCACGGAGAGCCGAUCAGCGUCAACGUCCACGUCACCAACAAUACAAACAAGACCGUGAAGAAAAUGAAGAUCUCAGUGCGACAGUAUGCAGACAUCUGCCUCUUCAACACGGCUCAGUACAAAUGCCCUGUGGCCACCGAGGAGUCCGAUGACGUCGUCGCUCCCAGCUCGACGUUCUGCAAAGUUUUCACCCUCACCCCGUUUUUGGCCAACAACCGAGAGAAACGAGGCCUCGCUCUGGACGGGAAACUGAAGCACGAGGACACCAACCUGGCCUCCAGCACCCUGUUGAGAGAUGGAGCCAACAAGGAGAUCCUCGGCAUCAUCGUGUCCUACAAAGUCAAAGUGAAGCUGGUGGUGUCUAGAGGCGGGCUCCUGGGAGAUCUGGCGACUAGCGACGUCUCUGUGGAGCUGCCGUUCACGCUGAUGCACCCGAAGCCGCUAGAAGAGUCUGUCUACAGGGACGCUCCUGAUGAAGCUCCGAUCGACACAAACCUGAUUGAGUUUGACACAAACGACGAUGACAUAAUCUUCGAAGACUUCGCCCGCCAGCGGCUGAUUGGUGGAGCGAAGGAAGACAAGGAAGAAGACGAGGAGCCGGCGGACUCACCCAAACUGGACGACAGAUAAAGGCCCGCCGCGCCGCUGCCGUCUCAGUGAAGCUGGUGGAGGUUGUCCCGCCGCCCUCCAAACACCCGGCGGUGCCGUAUUUGUGUCCCUCGUUCAUGUCCGACUUUCCUGCCUCCUCCUGGAGGUGUAAAAAAAGCUAGAUUACCGCCACACAGUCUUGUCUUUCAGAGGGAGGCAGCUCCUCCGCCGCCGCCAACCCCCCCGGACGGCGGGCCGACCUAGGCGGUGGACGCCAUCGCGGCCACCAGCAUGCCUCCAAAAUGUCCCUUUGUCCUACGUGUCUCCACUAGGGAGAGAGCCGGAGUAACGUUGUGUCCAGAGUAGUUUCGUGUGUUGUGUCAGAGUGUCUUCCUCAAGCUCUCUGGAACAGUUCAGCCAUCGAACCCCGGGACAACCCAGAGGCCCGUCAGAGGGAGCAGAUCCAUUGGCCGAGAUGGAGCCUGUGGCCGAGUGUGCAUGAAAUGCUCUGAGGCUUCAUCAUCAACCUUCACAGAGGACGGCCGUGGCUUUAAAAGGGUUUCAUGAGGAUCUCCACCGUGGACUCACCUUCACUGUCCCUGAAGCAGAGCGCCUCCUCUUCACGUCCCCCAGGAAGUCCUUUAAUCAACAACAACAGUUGCUAAGAUCGGAUCAUGUAUAGAUCUACUGGCUGAACUCCAUGUUUAACUAGGUUCACAGUAGAUUAUUCAGUCAAUAAAGUCAACCAACAAUUCAUCCAUAGCUAGUUAGCUAGCAGAUCAUCGACAACCAUCGUACAGCAUGUUGACAUCAUCGAUGGAUGAUGACAGAUGUGGUUCUGCUGAAUGUUCAUAUGAUGCUGCUAAAGCUAAACCGAAGAACCAAUACCAAUAUGAAACUACAACAUCCAUCUGUGUUAGCUAGUAGCUAAUAGCUGCUAUCGGUAGCUACUGCAAUCAUCCGAUCAUUCCUGAUUAUAAUCAAUAAUAAUUAUCUUUGCUACUAGCUAGUAAAGAUCAAUCGAUGGAUCAUUUAUCUAUUUCUCCAUCCACCUAUGCGAUUAUCUAUCUCACAUUUCUUAAACAUUCAAACAUAAAUUUAAUUCCCUAAUUUAUCCCUUUCAGGAACUUUGUUAGGCUGCUCUGAAAGAGGAAUUUAAUAGAAAUAAAAUAUAAUCUAUUUUUAAUGAUUCUUAAAAUAAUCAGCAGAAAUUUGUAAACAAAAAGUGUGCAAAAACACUGGAAUGGUCCUUUAGUGGACUUUAAGGCUAAAAGGAAUUAAAACAAAUGUUAUUAAACCUUUAAUCUCAGAAUCCAGGUUAAACGAUUGUGUGUCUGUGUGUGUGUGUGUGUGGGUGUGUGGGUGUGUGUUAUGGUUGUGUUUACCUGAAUGAACUGCGACAUCACAGGAUAAAGAUCAAAACUUCUACGUUUUUAACAUUAUCUGCAUACAUUUUAUUUUGAAAGGGCCUGUAUGUUAUUGCAAUCAGUUGGUCAUUUUCUAUAAAGGCCAUAGAGGGAGGCGGAGGGGCUGGAUUCAAUCCCAGCUGACAUCCUCCUGGACCAGUCUGCAUGUUAUUCUAUGUUAUUCCACUACAUCUUUAAUUAAAGGACGUUUAUGGCUA